ACCCUUCGAAAGGACCGUGUACGCCUUGCCGUACUCAUGGCUCCCAAACCUGGCCUCUGCUUCGAAGAGUUCGACCGCUACUGGCUCGAUGUACACGCCAAUGUGUUCUCAUCCAUUGCCAUCGCAAAGCGGAAUCUGCUGAAAUACGAACAGUUCCAUCUCGACCCCAAAUACGACGACGUCAUUGCUGCCCAGUCACUGGCCAAAUCAAAGUCGCCCUUCAGAGGAAUCGCCAUCUUCGAGGCAACUACACUUGAGAAGAUUUUCGAGAUCUUCCAAGACGAGGAAUACCUCCGCGUUGUCGUCCCUGACGAGCUCAAGUUCUUUGACCAUGAGAAUGCACAAAUCCUGGCAGGUCCGUUUGCUACGAUA
Dichomitus squalens LYAD-421 SS1 is the source of this 372-nucleotide messenger RNA. RefSeq lists its product as uncharacterized. Lineage: Eukaryota; Fungi; Basidiomycota; Agaricomycetes; Polyporales; Polyporaceae. The record is from RefSeq and is a predicted model, not a curated record. Gene Ontology annotation, molecular function: oxidoreductase activity. The annotation marks the transcript as partial. The transcript is spliced from 2 exons.